Messenger RNA from Aureobasidium uvarum, 1389 nucleotides. The record is from the annotation of a GenBank genome assembly. Lineage: Eukaryota; Fungi; Ascomycota; Dothideomycetes; Dothideales; Saccotheciaceae.
AUGAAGUACUCCACUUUCGUCGUCGCCGCGGCAGCCGGUUCUGCCGCAGCUGCUUCUGCUCCUGCUUACGGCCAAUGUGGUGGUAACGGAUGGACUGGUGCCGUCGACUGUGUCGCUGGCUACCACUGUGCUGCCCAGAACGAUUGGUACUCCCAGUGCGUUCCUGGUGCCGGCUCUGGCUCCAGCGCCCCUGCAACCACCAAGGUCGUGACUUCGUCCAAGCCCGCUGCCACUUCUCAGGCUCCUACCAAAGCCCCUGUCUCCACCAGCAAUGCUGCCGCUUCUACUGGCAAGGUCAAGUACGCUGGUGUUAACAUUGCUGGUUUCGACUUUGGGAUGGACACCAACGGUGCCUCCACUGGCUCCUACGUCGAUCCCGGAACCACUGGCCAAAACCAGAUGAACCACUUCGUCAAGGACGAUAAGCUCAACGCUUUCCGUCUCCCCGUUGGCUGGCAAUACCUUGUCAACAACCAGCUCGGUGGCAACCUUGACAGCACCUUCUUCGCCAAGUACGACCAGCAGAUGACCUACUGCUUGAACUCUGGCGCUGCCCUCUGCAUCCUUGACCUCCACAACUACGCUCGCUGGAACGGUCAGAUUGUUGGCAGCAGCGGCGGUCCCACCAACGCCCAGUUCGCCUCCAUCUGGAGCCAGUUGGCCACUAAGGUAAAGAUAAAAUCUCCUAGCUUGAAGCCUCUUGGACAUCAUACUAAUGAUUUUAACAGNUACGCCUCCAAGCCCAAGGUCGCUUUCGGCCUCAUGAACGAGCCCCACGAUCUCCAGGACAUUAACGCCUGGGCCACCACCAUCCAGGCCGCCGUCACUGCCAUCCGCAAGGCCGGCGCCACCCAGAACAUGAUUCUGCUUCCCGGUAACGACUGUAAGUCUACUAUGUAUACCAUGCCAAGCUUUUCCAACAUGCUAAUUCCUUUUUCACANGGGACCCACGCCAGCAACUUUGUCGACAACGGCUCGGCCGCCGCCCUCAACAAGAUCACCAACCUCGACGGCAGCAAGAGCAACCUCGUCUUCGACGUCCACCAGUACUCGGACUCUGACAACAGCGGCACUCACAACACGUGCGUUUCUUCUUCGUCCAACAUUGCCGGCUUCAGCAAGCUCGCCUCGUGGCUCCGCACCAACAGCCGUCAAGCCAUCCUCACCGAGACCGGCGGCUCCAACGACCAGAGCUGUCUCACUGCCGUUUGCGAUAUCCUCAACUACCUCAUGACCAACUCUGACGUUUACCUUGGCUGGACUGGUUGGUCGGCUGGUAUGUUCGCUACCGAUUACGUGCUUUCCGAGGUUCCCACUGGUAGCGCUGGAUCGUACAAGGAUCAGGCUAUUGUUAGCAAGUGCAUUGCUGGUGUCUUCAACUCCAAAUAA